Messenger RNA from Drosophila gunungcola (fruit fly), 1506 nucleotides. It is a transcript of the gene Uba5, whose product is annotated as ubiquitin-like modifier-activating enzyme 5. The record is from RefSeq and is a predicted model, not a curated record. The transcript is spliced from 2 exons. Gene Ontology annotation, molecular function: UFM1 activating enzyme activity. The coding region runs from base 139 to 1362 and encodes 407 amino acids. Gene Ontology annotation, biological process: protein ufmylation. Lineage: Eukaryota; Metazoa; Arthropoda; Insecta; Diptera; Drosophilidae. Gene Ontology annotation, cellular component: cytosol; cytoplasm.
AUUCACCAUCUGGUAACACUAUCCGAAAGUGACACGGCGGCAGCGAAGCGCAAUCGAAAGCGAAAGCGAAAGUUGACAGGCUCUUUUUGCCGUGCACAAAAGCUUGAGGAUCGGGAUUUGCCAUCGCCAAUCGCCAGGAUGUCCAACGCCAUCGACGAACUGCAGGCGAUCAUCGCGGAGAUGAAAUCGGAGAUGGAGGAGCACCGGAUCGGCAGUGGAAGUGCUGGCGGCGGCGGCGGUGGUCAAAGUCGCCCGGUGCGCGACCGCAUCGAACGCAUGUCCGCUGAGGUGGUGGACUCCAAUCCCUACAGCCGCCUGAUGGCCCUGCAGCGGAUGAACAUCGUGAAGGACUACGAGCGCAUCCGGGACAAGGCGGUGGCCAUUGUGGGCGUCGGCGGCGUGGGAAGCGUCACCGCCGACAUGCUGACACGCUGCGGCAUUGGCAAACUGAUCCUGUUCGACUACGACAAGGUGGAGCUGGCCAACAUGAACCGGCUGUUCUUCACGCCAGACCAGGCCGGACUCUCCAAGGUGGAGGCCGCCGUCGGUACGCUGAGCUUCAUCAAUCCGGACGUGCGGAUCGAGGCGCACAACUACAACAUCACGACGGUGGACAACUUCGAGCGUUUCCUGGACACCAUCUCGAAGAGCGGCCAUGUGGACGGACAGCCGGUGGAUCUGGUGCUCAGCUGUGUGGACAACUUUGAGGCCCGCAUGGCGAUCAAUGCGGCGUGCAACGAGCGCAAUCUGAACUGGUUCGAGUCGGGCGUCUCAGAGAACGCCGUCUCGGGGCACAUCCAGUUCAUCCGGCCCGGGGACACCGCCUGCUUCGCCUGCGCUCCGCCGCUGGUGGUGGCCGAGAACAUUGACGAGAGGACGCUGAAACGGGAGGGCGUGUGCGCCGCCUCCCUGCCCACAACCAUGGGCAUUACGGCCGGCUUCCUUGUCCAGAACGCCCUGAAGUAUCUGCUGAACUUCGGCGAGGUAUCCGACUAUCUGGGCUACAAUGCCCUCAGCGACUUCUUUCCCAAGAUGACGCUCAAGCCGAAUCCGCAGUGCGACGAUGGGCACUGUUUGAUCAGGCAAAAGGAGUUCCAGGCCAGGCCCAAGCCGGUGGUGAUAAAGGAGGAGGUGGUCAGCGAGGAGCCACUGCAUGCCACCAACGAGUGGGGCAUUGAAUUGGUGCCCGCAGAUUCACCGCCAAGUCAACCACAGCCAGCCAAAAGCUCUGAGGUUGGCGAGGGUCUACGACUGGCCUACGAAGCCCCCGAAAAAUCCAGCGAAAAUCCAGGGGAAAAUGUAACUGCGCCCGCGGACGAAACCAGUGUGGAGGAUCUGAUGGCGCAGUUGAAGUCCAUGUGAAUUGAUUCCAUACUCUGUAUUUAUAGGCACUCUUUUGUAAAACAUUUUUUUUAUUGCUAAGCUGAGCUUUUUGCACAUAUGUAUGUGUAUGUGUACUAGUUGGCUCAGACAGUUUUUUUUUUCCAUUAAAUAUUAAACACGCUU